ACGUAAAUCAAAAAUGACAGCCAAUCUGCUUCCCUCAAGAGGUGGAUGGGGACAGACAGAAGUGCCUCUCAAGCCAAGAAGGGUCACUCCGUCUGCAUACACUCAGGAGAUGCUGCAGUCGACAGAGGAGCGCCUUGCCAACACCGACCGCAUGCGCCCGCCUCGCAUCCUGGAACUGCUUGACAUGAGCGAGACCACGCUUCACAAUUUGUCUUACGUGGAUUUGGAUCAGCCGCUCUUCCAGCCUUACCCGUCUGAGCUGGUCCUCCAGAACUUCACUCCUGCACGGACAUACCUGUUACCUCUGCGGCUCGACAACAGAGACAAGGUCUCACGCCAUGUGAAGCUGGAGCACCAGGAGUCCGAGUACUUCCAUGUGGUCCAAGAGGAAGCCGGGAGGAGUGUUGCACCAGGACUGUCUGUUGCCUUCACUGUCUCCUUCACCCCGCAGGAGAACAAGGACUACCACCACAGCCUGGUUUUUGUGACCGAGAGGGAGCGCUUUGAGGUCCCGGUCCGAGCCAUCGGGCCACGCGCCAUUCUUGACUUCCGCGACGAGUUCCUCUUACCCGUCUGUCCCGUGAAGGCCACCACGGAGAAGACUCACAUGGUCCACAACGCCGGAAACAGCGCGGCCAAGUUCAAGCUCGACGUGCAGAGCCCGUUCUCAGUGACGCCCUCCUGUGGGACUCUUGAUGUGGGCGCGUGGAUGCAGGUGACUGUGGACUUCAGCCCCCUGACAGUGGGAGUCCACAGCCAAGAGAUGACUCUGCAUUACCACACUGGUGAAGAUGUGAGCAUCGGACUGUCUGGAACCUGUGAGGAACUGGAGGUCCGCCUUCAGGCCGACUCGGUUCGGUUGAGCAGGACCUACAUCUCCUUGGCCAGCGUCUGCACCGUGUCCCUCAGCUACACAAGUCGUAUCCCUCUCAAGUACUACUGGACGCCGUGGCCCAGCCUGCAGGAGGAGGCGCUGAGCUUAUUGAGGGAGACCUCGGUGCCCCCGCCGAAGGAGCUGGAGGCUGAGCGUGAGCGGCUGCUCGUUCAGGUUGAGUCCGACCCCACGGCGAUCCACCGCCUCCCGCUGCUGUCCAGAGCGCUGCAGCAGCGCAGGAGCCAGGCGCUGAGGGAUUACCGGCUGGUCCUCUCACACAGCUGCACCACGGUGGAACCAGCGGAGGGUGAAAUAUGGCCCAGGACCCCAGGACAGUUCAAGAUCGUCUUCAUGCCCGAGGAGGCAAAGCUGUACCAACAAACAAUAUAUUGUGACAUCACAGGCCGUGAAGCUCGGUUACCCCUCACAAUAACGGCCGAGGGCCUGGGCCCUCACCUUCAUCUCAGCUACGACCUCUUCGACAUGCGGAACGUGGUCGUUGGCGACGGAGUCUUUUAUGAAGUGAAGUUUGAGAACCACGGGCUGAUUGAUGCCCCGUUCAGGCUGUCAGGCCCUGACACCCCCUACGGCCGCUGCUUCUCCUUCAGUCCCGAGGAAGGCGUCGUUCCCUCGGGGGAAUUCCAGAUUGUCAAAGUCACCCUCACCAGUCGCCUCUUGGGAACUUUCUCCGAGGACCUGCUGCUCACUGUCGCAGGACGGCCGCAGCCGCUCAUUGUGACUUUCAGGGGUUGUGUCGUUGUUCCCACAUUCCACUUCGAUGUUCCAGAGCUCAACUUUGGAGAUGUGGCCUUUGGUUUCCCACAGACGUUGAUUUUUAACCUCAUCAACUCCUCGUAUGUGCCAAUUACCUUUGCCCUGCGUGUCCCGGGUGACGGGUUGGGGUCUCCCAGCAUCACUAGUGCCAAACAGGUGUCCCAGGUGUCUGGAAACAAUUGGGGAGGCGGUGCUGCCGGAGACCUUCAUGCUCGGCCUGUGGAGUUCACCAUCACACCGGCUGUGGGCUCCGUGCAGGCCUUGACAGAUGUCACCAUUAAGGUGGAGCUGUGCUCCAACACAGUCAAGAGAUACAGGCUGGCGCUGGUGGUGGAUGUUGAAGGUGUCGGAGAGGAGAUCAUGACUCUGCCCAUCAGUGCCAGGUGCGUUGUUCCUGAUGUUGUGGUGGAGACUCCGGUGUUGGACCUCCGAAGGUGUUACCUGGGCCGGACCUACGAGCAGCGGGUGCGGCUCACCAACACCAGCGCUCUGCCGGCCUGCUACGGCACGCUUGACCAGGAAUACGAGGAGAGUCCGUCUCUGCUUGUUAGCACCUCCUCACCGAGAGGAUUGAUUCCUCCUCACAGUUCAGAAGAGCUGCCCGUGUUUCUGCUGCCGAAGGCCGUCGGGUGGCAGCAGCUCGCUCUCCGCGUUGCCGUGUUCGGCAGCGUGCAGCCGCCCCUGGAGGUGGUCUUGUCCUGCAACGUGCAGGGGCCUGUAGUUUUUGUUCAGAGCACACAGAUGGACUUUGGCGAGAUCCCGGUUCUGACGGACGUCACCAGAGCCCUGCACCUGUCCAACCAGUCUACUAUCCCGGCCCACUUCACUGCUCGCAUGAGCCACGGUGGGUCCUUUGGGCGAGUUGAGCCCAGCGAGGGGGAGGUGCCACCCGAGAGCCAGCUGGAGCUGAGCGUAGUGGCACACCUGAGAGACGUGCGUCACUUCCAGGCCAAGCUGGAAGUGACCAUCCGGCACGGCCAAGCGCACACCGUGCUUCUGUCCGCCACCGGCACCGGCGCCACAAUUGUCAGCGACAGACCUUUCGCUCCCAACCUGGACCUCGGCGCAAACUUAAGCCAUUCGUUAUGUCAGUACCACUUCAAGCUGACCAACCAGGGGAAGCGAACCUACCGGAUGUACUGGCAGUCUGCCGGCUUCCUGCCAAAAGCCCGAAAAGCGUACGGCUUAUCCGGCCGCUCCGUCCUGCCCCCCAUCUCCGCUUCCAGUAAGAAGGGUGUCUGUAGCCGUGGGGCCAAGCCCUCCUCCAGCGAGGGCGAGCUGGUGUUCGCCCUCAGGCCUUCCCGCGUGGAGCUCGCCCCCGGCGGCUCCGUCGACAUGGUGCUCUCGGGAUCGUCGGACUCACCCAAAGCGGUACAGGAGCGCCUGGUGUGCAAAGGCUUUGUGGGGAACCAGGGCUGCAGCAAGCCCAUCAUGACUGUAGAUGUCACCUGUCGCUUUGUGGCUCCCGAGCUCCGCAUCUCCUCCAGGCAGCUGACAUUCUACCUGGAGAAGGUCCCAGGAAGGAGUCCACAGCCCCUCUAUGAGAAGCUCAUCUUGGAGAACGUGCUGUCUCUCUCUCUGUCCGUGGAGCUCUCUCUCGUAGAGCCGUUUUCCCUGUGUGAGGCCUCGGGAGACCAGAGCUCCGCCACCACUAAGUCGGUGGUUCUAGGUGGCGGGAGGCAGGUGGAGUUGUGGGUUUGCUUCAACACAGCUUUCUGUCAGGAUCGGGUGUCACGAGUCGUGGAUGAGGUACUUAAGAUCCACUACCUGGGACACCCGCAGCAAGACGCGGUGGGGCUGCACGCCGAGGUCCACUUCCCCAACCUCCACCUCUCCUCCACCGCGGUGGACUUUGGCUGCGUGCUCAACUUCACGAGGAAUCGCCGAGCCAUCUCCAUGACCAACUGCUCCCCGCUGCCCGUGUCCUACCACUGGGUCUUUCUGGGGGACCCGGAGCCCGGUGCCGUCAGAAAGACAGAGACGCUGGAGGCGGCGCGGGAGCCGACAAAUGAAGCCGAGGAAGAAGGAGAAGAAAAAGGGUGGAGGUCCUCUAGAAUGCCUUCUUCCGCCUUUUCAGCUGCUUCCAGCGCGGCGCUUGGUGCAGAUGAGCCGCGCCGCGCAGAGGGCCCUGUGGGUGUGGAAGAGGUGUUUGAUAUCCUGCCCAUACACGGCCAUCUGCCACCUGGGAAGCAGCAGCAGGUCAUUUUCUCUUUCUACGGCCACGAGAAUAUCAGCAGAGAGGUGGUCGCACAGUGCCGCGUGGAGGAGGGGCCGGCGUACGAGGUCCAACUCAGAGGAGAAGCCGCGGUGGUCAGCUACAGCCUCGACGCUGCGCGUAUCGACUUCGGUCUGCAGCUGUUUGAUCACGAAGGGGAAGCUGAGGUGACCCUGAGGAAUACUGGCAAGAUGGGCUUCAAAUUUAGCAUCCUACACCCUAAAAAAGAGGAUGAGGAGGAAGGUGGAGAGAGGAAGGGGUUGGAAGAGGAGCAAAAUGAGAACGGACAGGAAGUGGUCCCAGGCCACCCCAUGGUCAUCCCUGCUAUGGGUUACAUUGAUCCCGGUGCCGAGCAACGCCUGCGUGUGCUCUACCUGCCGGGCGUCCCCGAGGUGUUUGAGAAGCAGCUCCAGCUGCAGGUGGCUUUCCUGCCACCGCAGGUCAUCACGCUGACCGGAGAGGGCGUGUUCCCGAGGAUCAGCCUGGACCUGCCACAAAACCUGUUAGAGGAGUGCUACAGUGAUGCAGUGCAGCGUGCCAGAUCGGCCGUGAAGAGGGAGGAGCCUAAGAACAGACCUGCCACCGGUGGAGGAGCAACACCCGAGGCCACCUGCACCCUGGAGUUUGAAGAGCUGCUCCAGGUGGAGGUGGAGAGGGCGUUGGUCAGACAGAACGCUCUCGCUGUGACCGGCAGCCUGCUGCAGCGCAGGGACUCACAAGGGUCCUCCAGCAAGUGGCACAAACUUAGCCACUUCCUGCUCCCGGAGUAUGUUUUGGACUUUGGUGAUGUCAUUCCGGGCAACGUCGUCAGUCGCACCGUGAAUGUGGCCAACACCGGCUCGGUGGCCGUGUCCUUCCAUGCCAAUGGCAAGCCUCUCGCUGGAACAGGAUUCAGUGUCGACAUCAAGAGAGUGAAGAACCUUCCCUGUGGAGCGACACAGUCCUUCACAGUUACAUUCGCCCCCCAGAGCACCAACCUGAAGGUGGGGGACACAAGUGUUGUCAUGCCAAUAAAGGUCGUAGACGGCCCGAUGGUCCAGGUGCGGCUGUGUGCGGUGGUGACUGUGCCGGCCGUCACCGUCUCCCAUGACGCACUGCAGUUUGACAAUGUGCGGUGUGGCAUGUGUCAGAUCAGGACAAUACGGCUGUUUAAUCCUGAAUCCGUGCCGUGCUACUGGAGCAUAGCUGAGAAGGGAAUUCCUCUCAAAAAGCGUCAAAAGGACUCGCGGAAACGGCGACCGCCUCCCGCGGUGUUUAGGAUGAUGCCCGGCUCCGGCACGCUGUCCCCUGGCGAAUGGGUCAACGUCCAGAUAAAGUUCAUCCCUGCUGAGGAGCUCGAGUAUAACAGGCUGCUCGCGGUCCGCGUGGCCGAGAGCAGCCGGCAGGUGUUCGUUACGGCGCAGGGCCGGGGGGAGGAGCCACGCCUCGAGUUCAGCACGUCGGUGCUGGAGCUGGGGCCAUGCCAGCCUAUCAGCAUUGACGUUGAGGCUGAGGUCACCGUCAAAAAUCCUUGUUCAUUCCCCGUUGAGUUCUACUCCCUGGAAUUCGACACGCAGUAUCUGAAGGAAGAAAGGAUCCUGCGUCUGAUGCAGGGUUAUGACGAGAACAACCUGUUACUGCUGCCUCCCAGAGCCCCCGGAGAGAGUCUACCCAGCGAACUGCUCGACUUCUACCAGGAGCACUGCUCCCGGCUGAAAGACGACGCAGAGCUGGACGAAGGCCUGGAGAAAGAAGAAGCCGUGACGAGUGACACACACGAGGAAGGAGAGAGGUCGAGGCAAAACGACGCCCACUCCCAAGACGGCAGGGUGGAAGAGAUGCCCAGUGUGAAACAGGCUGAACCACGUGAGUGCCUCAACGCAGCCCGAGGUGAGUUCAAGUCACCGUGUUCUCCGCAGGUAACGUGUGUUUUAGUGACGCUUGUUCUUCCAGUCGUUCCUGAGAGGACCAAAGAGGGACGUCUCGGGGGACUGACCCCCGUCUCCAGAGCCAACGCCCGCCACAUGUGUGUGGAUCUGUCCGACGAGGGUCUGGCCGCGUUGAACCGCAGAGGCAUUGCUGUCAUUGCGUAUGGAGCCCCGCUGACAGAUAAGGGCAGUAUGGUGGCCGCUCUGGCACGUCACUACGGAGGGGCGAGCCUGAGGGUGGAUGCUGUUGUUACAGAGGUGCUCAUGAAUGGCACUUCACCCGUUGGCCUGACUGCGAGGCGACUCUAUGACGCCGCGGCUGCCGAGCACGCCGAGAAGGCCGAGAAGAAGGCAGAGGAGGCUGCUGCGACUACAGAACCAGGAGCUGCAGCAGAUCUGGAGGCCUCAGAACCAGCUCCACAUUCAGCUCGCGACACUUUGGAAGUUCCUUCAAAUCCGAGCGAGGACGGCUUCAGAGGAAAUGACUCCACGGCUCCUCGGGCCCUUCGCCUGGGAGCAGAUGUGACCUCACUCAGCAGUCUGUUGCCUGAACAGCUCCUGGUUGAUAUCCUGGCAGAAAGAUUCCAGCUGAGCGACUGUCACCGCGGCAUCGUGAUCGAUGGCCUGCAGUCGGUGUUCGCUCCGUCAGCAGCCAGCACGCUGACAACUGUUCUCAAGGCACUCAACAACCGUAAACACAUCUUUGUCGUCAACCUGUCUGACUCCUACGCUGCCUGGAAGGCACGGGAGAAAGCCCAGAGAGAAGCCGAGGAGGCUUUGCCGAAAGAGAAGGCAGACAGGCAGGAGCAGUGGCUGCAGCAGCUGGAUGAUGAGGAGUAUGACGCUCUGCCGGAGGAGGAGAAGGAGCGGAUUGUCCAUCUACUGAGAGACAGGUGCAGACGACAGAAGCACAGGGAGCUUGAGCGUGUGAAGCUUGAGCAAGAGAAAGAGGACAAAAAGAGGCUCCAGGAGGAGAUGAAAAGGUUGAGAGAAGAAGAGUUGAAGAAGAAGAGCAGAAGGGCCGCAAAGAAAGACACAAAUGAAAUGACGAGGAAGGACAGCCUGCUGGAGGAGAAGCAGAUGUCUUCCUGUGACAACUACAGAGAGACACUCAUGGAUGCCAGAGAGACGCCGAGUUUAAAUGAAGUGCCUCGCAGCAAAAAGGCCGAUGAUGCACAAAAGCAGACGGAGGAAAGCAAAGCUGCGCAUGCAGAGUCUCCUCCACCUUCAGUCCAGCUGGAGAGAGAGAAGCCCGUUGUGGACGAGCUGCAGUCUCAGUUCAGGGCGUAUGAGCAGAGCCAGAAACAGGUGGCGCACAUCCUGCAGCACUGGGACCGAGCCCGGGGCGCGUUGGGGGUCCCGUGCCCCGGUGAGGGGGCCCCGCUGUCGCCGGAGGAAUCCCUGACAGAGAAACUGACCGCCGUUAGCAAGAGGAGCAGGAGAGCCGGCAGCAAGAGAGCCGGCAGCAGGAUGGUGUCCCCCUGUCAGAUGGCAGUACCAGCUGAAGUGGACGUGGUGCUUCCACAAGGCUCGAUCCCUCAUAUCGUCCUGAACCUAACAGGGAACGAGUACCCGAGCGUCGCAGAGCUGCUCAAAGGCAGCGGCCUGCCUCCAUUGGUCGAGGUGUUGGAUGACUUGGGGUUGGGACCCAGUGGCUCACCCAUACCGCCUCCCAUCACCUUCUCUAUGGUUCCUUUCCCAAAAAACAGAGAGCAAUCUAACAGUCAACUCUCCUGUAGCUGUUUCACCUUCCUGGUUCCCUCGGGGCCGGAAGACGAACACAACAAGGAGAAUAACGAUGUGGUGGAGGACGUGCCAGCAUCGGCUGUCAAGGCGGCGGCAGUUUUCAAAGCUCGCGGCAUGAAGGAGAGCAGAGAGAGUCCGAAGAGCAAGACGAGGGCGAAGGGCUCGGACCGGUCUCGCUCGUCUCUGUUGCACGGCUCCUCCGACAGCCCUGAACCAGACCAACACCAAGAGGACUUAGAGCUGAAACGCAACCAGAGCCUGACAACAUACAGGUGGGUUGUACCAGCCAGCAGUGAGGUGAAUAUGAGGGUCUGGUUCUACUCAGACUCCCCAGGGAACUUUGAGCAGACCUUCACCUUUGAGCUACUGGGAACCCAGAGACCGUACCAGCUCACCUGCAGAGGAGAUUCCACCUAUCCCUCCAUCUGCAAGGACUACAUGACUCUCUUUGCCAACAGUACCAAGGUACCACAGAUGGUAGAAGUGCUCCGGAAGACAUACGCGGUCAAACCCGGAUACUUUGAGUUUGGGCCGUUACUCUGUGGCAAAACAAGAGACAGAUACAAGGAAAAUAGGGACCCAGAGAACAUGGAGCGACUUGUGAUCCAUAACAAUUCAGGCCUGGAAGCCGAGGUCCAGUUCUGUUUCAAGCGUGAUAGCCAGGCCGCCACGUAUCUGCUGGACCCUCCGGCCAUGACUCUCAAACCUGACCAGAAACAGGAGUUGACAGUGUGGGCCUACCCAACACAACUGGGACAAAUGGAGGACAGCAUCGUGUGCCACAUCAAGGACAAUCCGGAGCUCGUCACCAUCAACCUCUCCUGCUGGGGCGUUCGGCCGGAGCUGGAGCUGGAAAGCAAGCUUUUCCACUUUAGAAGGACUUUGCUGCACAGGUGGGAAAGCCGCAGCGUGACGCUGCAUAAUAAGACGGCUCUGCCGGUGUCCUGGAGGCUGCAGGGCGUGGAGGAGUUGAGUGACGAGUUCAGUGUGCCUCAGGAUGAGGGCAUCAUCUCAGCCAACUCCUCCUUCCCACUGAGCUUACACUUCAGGGCCAGGAGGCCCCUCCACAUGAAGAAGAUCUUACGUCUGGAGGUAUCUGAUGUGGAGAAGAUUCUAGGCAUCGUGCACACAGAAAACAUACAGGUCACAGCGGAAGCCUAUGACAUAGCUCUGGACAUCACACCAGAUGGCUGUCUGGACUUCGGAACCAUUAAAGUCUUUGAAGAGGCCAAACUGUCCCUCAAGAUGAAAAACCAAGGGAAAUAUGAAAUAGCCUUCAAGUUUGCUUUGCAGCGGACCGACCCCAACCAGCCACAACUGGACUCCAUGUUCACCGUGUCCCCCCUGAGCGGGACUCUAAUGCCCCACGAGAAACCCACAACAGUGCAAAUACUAUGCAGGCCCAACACAGAAGUCUCAAUGAGAGAGCAGCCUAUCCUGCCCUGCCAGGUGAUUGAUCCCAGCAUUGGGAAUGGAGGAGAACCCGUAGCCAUCCUAGCCAACACGGUUUCAGUCAAGUCUGUCUUCUCCAGGUACAAGAUCACACCUGCAUGUGACCUCAACUUUGGCCCCCUGGUCUACGGCCACAAGAAAAGCCAGAGCUUCACUAUUGAGAACAACGGGGACUUCGAGACCCGCUUCAGCAUCAGCCGCAGGAUCACGGACCCUCCGUCACCGGGGAAGGCAGGGGGCCCCGGGAGGAAGAUGCCCCUCGAAAGCCACGCGGAGAGACCGACAGGUGCCGCGAGCAAAGUGAGACGUGAGUCCAUCCAGAAGGACACGAAGACGACUCAGGUUUCUCUCCAGAGCCGCCUCACCAUGGGGGUGUUCUCUCUGUCCCCCUGCAUCGGGAGCCUGCCCCCCGGCUCCCAGCAGGUGGUGACUGUGGACUGCACGGCUGAACAGCUGGGCAAGUGGCAGCAGGGUUUGCUCGUGGACGUCAGUGACCGUGAUCCUUCAGACCAGCCCGAAGGCAUCGCGUACGCACUGCUGGCCGAAGUCUGCAAGCCAGGUAUCGCGUUGGACAUGGCAUCCAUCUUUGAGGAACACCACGUGUGCCUCGACAGCAGUCAGCUCUUCUCUGAGCAGUUUUGCAACGCCGGACGCAUUUACGUUCGAGACAAGAACCAGUUUAUUUUCAACAGAGUCCUGGUGGGGCGAGCGGCCCAGGCCCGAUUCAAACUCACAAACAAGAGCAAUGUGCCCUGUGUGCUCAGCUUGGCCAUCAAGUCUGUUGGCGCUAAGACGUCCCGCAGUGCGGAGGUUUUUGAUUUGUCCGCUACGACGCUGAGCAUCCCAAGCCAGUCGCACGUGUUCGCUGAGGUCACCUUCACGCCCCAGACGAUGCAGCUCUACAGCGCUGUGUUUGAGGCCAUAAUGGAUCAUUUCGCCAGCAGAAUGACACCCACAUUCAAGAGCACGGUGCUGGAGUUUGACCUCGUGGGAGAGGGCAAUCUGCCCAGUGUACGCGUGGUGCGCCCGGCUCUGAGGAGCGACAGAGGCAGCCCGAUGCUGCGGUUCACGCGGGUGUUGGUGGGGCGCCGACAAACCCGCCGUCUGGUGCUGCUAAAUGAUGGGAAUAUUCCAGCUCGGGUCCAGAUUGACAUGCUGGAUAAACACGGAGUGUUCACCCUCAAAGCUGCUCCUGGACACACUUGCCGCUCCGUCCACUCCACGCAGACGGAGGGCCCCGAUGACUCGGAGCAUCAGUCGGCGCACCACGCCGCGCUGAGGCUGGACGUUAACGAGCAGGUGGAGUUUGAGGUCAGCUUCUGCUCUGAGGAGCCCACCAGCAUCACGGCCGAGAUGACGCUGCAGGUGGAGGACAACCAGUACGGCAAGACCCGAAUACAAGUGACCGGAGAAGCUUACCAGGAAGUAGUCUCCCUGGACAACAUCGGACAGGAAAUAGAUCAGGAGGAUGAAGAGGGAGGUGAUGUAAUGCCGAAUUUGCUGAAUUUUGGGUACUGCCAUGUAGACUGUCCCUAUCAAGAGAGUUUCACCAUGACCAACCACAGCAGCGGCCAGGUAGUGCGGUUUGAGUGGCCACCUGCCGGAUCCCACGUCUUCUUCUCACCUCAGGUGGGGCACCUUCAUGCUGGUUGUUCCAAGGAGGUGACUGUCACCUUCCACUCCAACCAGCCAGUGACGCUGAGCAGCCAGCCAAUGAGAUGCGACGUUAGUCGGGUGGAGUUCCAGCAGCCGCUAGAGCAGGUGGCCGACUGGGACGACCGGCAGAGGACGGUGCGGUGGCUGAAUCCUUCCGCGCAGGCCUCGGGAGCAGCACCACCGCAGCCUGUGAAGAACAAGGACCCGGAGCCCUGCUGCUCGGUGGUCGAGGGCUCCCAUUGGGUGCUGGAAUUGCGAAUCAGCGCAGUUUGUGACUACGUGAAGUUCAGCUGCGACACCGACGCCAUCCUCUUCAAAGACACGCCGCUGUACCAAACCAGCCUCCACCGACUGCAGAUCGUGAAUCAUGGCGCCGUCGAUCUGAAAUACUCCUGGCAUGUCCAGAUGGAUCCGAGGGACGGCGGUGUGAACCAAGACCAGAGAGAUGGAAGACGGACGUCUCUUCUGACGGGGAAUCCUGAGCUUCCGCCCGUCAGCGUGGAGCCCAGCGUCGGGUCCGUGGCGCCCGGCGCCACUCAGGAGUUAAGCGUCCGCUUUUCCCCUUGGGAAGUGGCCCAGUCUCAGGGCAGGCUAGUCAGCAGCAUCCCCAACUUGCAGGAUGGCGCCCAGGCUCCCUGUGUCUCGGUGUGUGGCCGCAGCACGUUGCCCCAAUGCCACUUUGAGCUGGAGGACUCGGACUACGUCCGUGAGAACCGCCGCCACCCGGAUUUCAGGGAACCUGUGGACCCUGACACCAGGGUCGUGGAGUUCAACUCUGUCGGCCUCUCUGUGCCGUGCACAAGACGUUUCAGUGUGGUGAACCCCACCAGUAAGCCGUACUCGUUCAAGUGGAGGUGUGAGGACACAGGCGCUGGCCCGUUCUGCUGCCUCACCCCACGCGGCACCAUCUUGCCUGAGAGUAACGCGGAGGUGUGUUUUGAAUAUGUAGCUGAGCAGCUGGAGGCGGUGGAGUCAUUCUGGAGCUUUAGGAUCGAGACCCUGGCGCUGUCGUUCCCCUUCCUGUGCGUGGGCUCCGCUAGAGAACCCCUCGCCUACCUCGACACACCUCACCUUGACUUUGGAGAACUGCUUGUUGGUCGUAAAGCGGACCGGGCGGUGGGUCUGGUGAACGGGGAGGAGGAGCUCGUCCACUUCUCUGUGGCGCCGUCGUCUCUUCUCUGUGGAGACCAGCGGUCCAGCCUCGUUGUGCAGCCCAUGACCGGCACAGUGGCCCCAAGAGACAGGCUGCCUCUGUCCGUGUCCCUCACGCCUUGCCAGGAGGGCUGCGUGAGCUUCCGAUUGGUUCUGAGGGUGAAGAGGAAAUCGGAGCCACUCGCGCUCACAGUCAAAGCCGAUUGUUUCAGCAUGAGGACCUCGGUUCACGUGGAGCAGCCCGACGGAGGCCUCAGAGAGAUCGUCCCCGACCACAAAGACACGUUGGACGUGGGGAAGUUGGGGGUCUCGGAGCAAUCCGCCGUUCACCUCCUGGUGUCCAAUCUGGCGAGAUUCAGAUUGGAGGUGAACUUUGACCUCACGGGUCCCAGUGAGCUGCUGCAACACCUGGAAGUAAAGCCGCAGCGCGACACUGUCGAGGCCGGGAAGCGGCUGCGGGCUUCCCUCUGCUUUUGUCCUCGGGGCGUUUGCAACCUGCGGGACAUCCGACUGAGCAUCACGAUGGAGAACGGCCCGACGUUCACAUUUGCCGUGGAAGGCGGAGCCGUAGCUCCUAGCCUUGAAUUCUCCUUCACCAAGCACAACUUUGGCAAGUGCCUGGUGCACAGCGCGGGCGCGGCGCCGGCCGCCGCCCAGACGCUGGUGAUCCGCAACAGAGGCAAAAGGGACAUCAGUGUCGAGUGCCAGUUCAGAAACACCGCUCACCUUGAGAUGGACUUCCAACCGGAUACUUUGUGCCCCGGUGCCGCGAUGAAGGCGGCGGUCACCUUCUACCCGCGCGAGGCACGCCGUUACCACGAAAGACUCACCUUCGUCUUCGACGGCUGCGUCGCGAGACACGUGGACGUGCUGGGGCAAGGCGUGGAGGUGGAGCUGGGGGUGGAGGACCCCACGCAGCGGAAAGUGAAGCUGGGAUCUCUGAUGUUGGGUCAGAAGGUGAAAAAACAAGUGGUUCUGGUCAAUCGCAGCCCUUUGGACCUCUCCUUCACUCUGCUGCUUAACACCAACACACCACUGGCUCCAAGGGACCUGUCCGUCAGUCCUGCAGGCGAGCUGAACCUGAAAGCCCGCGUCGGCUCGUGUAGCGUUGAGAUCCAGUUCUCGCCCCGUCAGCACAUCCCUCCCUUCACCGCCGAGCUGCAGGCGGAGUUUGCGGGCCUGCUACACCCCCUGCUGACCGUCCAAGGCUGCUGCCGGGCUGUGGAGGUCCAGCUGGACCAGGUCCACCUCGCCUUUGGAGCCGUGGUCCAGCGCUGCCGAGCCAGGAGGACGAUGGUCAUGACGAACACUGGGGACAUUGGUGCCAAGUUCCAGUGGAAAACAGAUGACUUUCCUCCAGAGUUGUCCAUCACACCAGCUCAAGGCUUCAUCUGUCCAGGCAUGGAGGUUCCUCUCCACGUGACCUUUGCCCCGGUGGAUCUGAUAAACGACACAAGAUAUGAGAACCUGUGUUGCUGCGUGGAGGGCUCCUCCUCGGCCGUGACCCUCACCGUCACGGGCUCCUGCAUUGCAGCCUCCACGAGCAAAGAGGUGGUGACCUUUGUCUGCCCGGUGCGCGGCUCCCACACUCAGACCGUGGCCGUGUUCAACCCCACAAACCAGCGCUGCAGCAUCAGACCCGUCAUCGAGGGAGAACAGUGGAGCUCCGAGCCAUCUGUGACCCUCGAACCCUUCCAGAACAAGACCUGCGAGAUCACCUACCGACCGCUGUCCGUGACCGCCGACGGGAAGAAACACCUGGGAUCCGUCUUCUUCUCCUUCCCCGAUGCGACCGGCAUGCUGUACUCCCUUCACGGAACCGCUGAGCCUCCAAAGCCAAAGGACACCAUCGUGCAUGAACUGCCUGCAAAGACUCACCACACCGAGUCGCUUCCCGUGCACAACUGGCUCUCCAAGCAUCAGCGGUUCCGCGUGUUGAUGGAGAUCCUGAAACCGGACAAUCCCGAUGCUACGGUGUCCCUGAAGGGUCUGGAAUACAUGGAUGUCCCCGCUUCGGCCAGUCGAGACUACACGAUGUCUUUCUUUGCAUACAGAGAGGGGACUUACAGCACCAAGGUGACGUUUCGUAACGAGGGCUCCGCCGAGUACUUGUUCUACCUCGUUACCUUCAAGGCCACGCCCCCAGGAGUCCUGUCCACCAUAACACUGGCGACCGCCGUCCAUCGGACGGCCUCGGCCACCGUGCAGGUGGAGAACCCCCUGACCACGGCGACCUGCCUGACCACGGAGUGUAAAUGCCCUGAAAUCAGCGCCCCGCCUCAGCACACCGUGCCGGGACAGUCAACGGGCUCCCUGAGCUUCGAGUACCAGCCGCUGCGCGCGGGCGAGUCUGUGGCCCGGCUGACGCUGCACAGCAACGAUCUGGGCGACUUCCACUACGACCUGCUUCUCAGAGCUCUGCCUCCGCCGCCGGAGAAAACCGUCCACUUCCGCACGAGUCUGGGCCGCAGCCAAUCCCUCGUUGUAAAGUUCACCAACCACGGACGCUUCAAAGCCGAGUUCUCUGGCAAGACCGACUGCCCGGACUUCACAUUGGACAAGGCCAGAGCCCAGCUGGUGGGGUCAGAGGUCAGCAUUGAAGUUAGUUUUGAACCUCAUCAGCUGGGGGUAGCGAGAGGCCAGCUCAGCCUGUCCUCGGCCGUCGGGGGCGACUACGUCUUCCCCCUGGAGGGGCUGUGCCUCCCCCCCGAAGCCCAGGGCCCGUUUCGCGUCGGUGCCGGUCGCACCGUUUCCAUCCCCUUCAAGAAUGUCUUGCUGCAGGCCGCCACGUUCUCUCUUCAGGUGGACAACCCUUGUUUCAUAGUCAAAGAGGUGGAGAGCAUCCCCUCCAAAAAGACCCAAAACAUCCCGAUGACCUUCGAGGCCCCUCCAGGGAGCUCCCCGGGGCCGUGGUUCGGCAAGCUGACCGUCUCCAGCCGGCGCUCCGAGGGCCACAGCACUCCUUGUUCAUGGGAGUUUUACCUGAGGGGCCACCGCUCCGAGUCAUCUUAGGGACAGAGACGUGUGCAGACUUACCGUACACACACACACACAUGAGAGCACACACAUGCAGACACACACGCUAACAGAUGAAUGCACAGGACACGGUUUUACCUCGAGCAUUCAAUGUUUAACUUGUUUUCUUAAUGAUGCUUUCUGUGUGCGCUCACACAUUAUUUAUACAACGCCUGAACUCCAGGGUCGCUUUCAAAAACCAACUGAAUGGCCCUGUGCGUAUUUAUUUGCUUCGAAUAAUCUGAGGCCAGGGUGACCGGUGGAUUGCUCCCUCCAGGUGGGGACCGAGUGCCCCAAGCGAAGGAGUUCAAGUAUCUUGGGGUCUUGUUCACGAGUGAGGGUACGAUGGAGAGAGGUCCACAGGCGGAUCGGUGCGGCCGCAGCAGUGAAGCGUUGUACCGGACCCUCUUGGUGAAGAGGAGCUGAGCCGGAAGGCAAAGCUCUCAAUGUACUAACCCUAACCUGCUACUCCUUCGCGUCGAAAGGAAUCAGCUGAGGUGGUUCUAAUCGGAUUCGAACGCCUCCCGUUAGAGGUUUUCCAGGCACGUCCAUCUGGGAGGAGACCCCGGGGAAGACCCGGGACACGCUGGAGGGACUACAUCUCCCGGCUGGCCUGGGAACGCCUCGGGACCCCCCAGAAUGAGCUGGACAAUGUUGCGGGCGAUAGGGAAGUCUGGCUCUGCUGCCCCCGCCACCCGACCCCGGAAUAAGCGGAUGCCUGUGGAUGGAUGGAUGGAAUUAGUUGUCACAUUUGUGUGUUUGUGAAUAUUUAAAAAGUCAGCUGAAUAAAAACCUUCAGAGGAAACCUGA
This is a messenger RNA of Pseudoliparis swirei, 15601 nucleotides long. RefSeq names its product HYDIN axonemal central pair apparatus protein (gene hydin). Lineage: Eukaryota; Metazoa; Chordata; Actinopteri; Perciformes; Liparidae. Gene Ontology annotation, biological process: axonemal central apparatus assembly; cilium movement. Gene Ontology annotation, cellular component: axoneme. The transcript has 90 exons. The coding region runs from base 14 to 14788 and encodes 4924 amino acids. The record is from RefSeq and is a predicted model, not a curated record.